This is a messenger RNA of Monoraphidium neglectum, 618 nucleotides long. RefSeq lists its product as hypothetical. Lineage: Eukaryota; Viridiplantae; Chlorophyta; Chlorophyceae; Sphaeropleales; Selenastraceae. The coding region runs from base 1 to 618 and encodes 205 amino acids. The transcript is spliced from 2 exons. The record is from RefSeq and is a predicted model, not a curated record.
AUGGCUCUUGCAGCCCUAUUCCUUGCUUUGAUUGGCACCUCUGCCGCCCGCAUGCUCGCCGACGGCGAGGGCGAGGCAUCUGCGCUCGUCAGCAAGCAGCCCGCCGCAGCCAUGCAGCUCGACACAUGCGGCUCAGCCAAGAGCGGCUCCCAGCCCAGCAUGGUCCUGAAGGUCAAUGAGGGCGUCUGCACCGUCACCAGCCGGAUGCUCUCCUCUGAUGCCGGGCCCGGCCGCUGCGCCGCCCCCGCCGCCGGCGGCGCCCUCCAGCUCGCCUUCCCCUGCGAGGCCAACUCCGACACCCAGAAGCACCUCUCCGGCCCCGCCCUCAACCUGUGGGCGUCGCUGACCGCCCCCGCGACCGACGCCCAGGCCGCCACCUGCGCCAUCACCACCCUCAGCCCCUCCCUCUACUACAAGCGCGUGCCCCCGGCGCUCUACUACGGCUACUCGGUCGACAAGCUGCCCUGCCGCCAGCUGGCCGGCGGGGCGGUCUCCGCGGCGGCCGAGGCGCUCAGCCUGGGCAGCGCGAUGACGGCCUCGUCGGAGAGCCGCAUGGGCGUGUCCUACGGCAUCUGGCUCGUGCCCUCCCUGCCCUCGGUGAGCAACAGAACGCCCUGA